Messenger RNA from Nylanderia fulva, 1228 nucleotides. RefSeq lists its product as uncharacterized. NCBI's taxonomy places the organism in Eukaryota, Metazoa, Arthropoda, Insecta, Hymenoptera, Formicidae. The record is from RefSeq and is a predicted model, not a curated record.
GUGGAAUAAUCAUUUAUUUGUUGUUAUUUUGUCAUAAGAACAAACAGUCGCAUUUGUUUAAUCUAGAAAUUAUAUAGGUCAUCAAUAGAUACUUUCGCGAAAUUCUCAUAUCCUACGUAGAAUAAAAAUAAAUAAAUUAUGUGGCUGCCAUUGAUAUGAAAUCUCGAUAAAAAGAGAUAAAACGGUUAUUACGUAAAUAUGGAGAUAAAUUCUGUAUUCGUUAUCUUAAUGAUCGUUAUCAAAAUAAUCAUUAUAGGUAUUUGAUUAAAAGACAUUGUAUAUAUAAAACGGCGUAAUUAAUAUUACUUGUCAGUCGGCCGAGGUUUUGGUGAAAUCAAAAGCGACAUCCACAUCAUCAAUAAACAAUCAUGAAAUCCACAUUCGCAGUAUUGUGCCUUUUAGGUGCAUUUUGGACUAUCGAUGCUACUCCAAUAUUAGGAAACGAUUUGGAACGUUUGAGACUUGAAGUUAGACAAGCAAAAAGGAACGUAGAUGAUAUCAUACGCCAACUUCAAAUUCUUUGUAGUGAGGCCAAAGAAGACACCAUCGAAAAAGUCUCGGAAAAGUGGGAGGGAGAACGAAAGAGUUAUAGAUCAUACAAAACUCUAUUAGUCGAUGGAAUUAAGAAAGAUGUGAACGCCGCUACAACAAUAGGCAAGGAUGUAAAAAUGUGCUACGAGGAGGCUGUUGAUGCCAUCGAACAAAUGGACAAUGUAGUACUUGAGGAAGGUAGCAAAUGCAAUAAUAAUGCUGAAAAUGCGGUUCAGAACGCUCUUGGUUUUAUCGACAAUCUCGUUUCGACCGGAGACGCGCUGUCCUUAGAUCUGGACGGCAUCUUCUUGACCUGCUUUGAUAACGAUAUAAACAGAAUGCAAAGCUGUGUCAUAACCGACUUGGCCAGAAUAAAGGUUGAUAUUAGGACGUUACAGAGCGACGCCAAUUCCGCCGAGGUCACUGUCGCGCACGUAUCUAACAACGUUGUUCUACAAGCCACCAACUGCUUGAAAAAGGCUUACUCGUCCGUAUAUUCGAAGGGAGAUUCGAUUAAGACGAACUUUACGGAGUGUGUCGAAAAGGCCGAGAUAACUACGACGGAAGAACCAACCACAACGGAAGAAUCAACUACGACGGAAGAACCUACUACGACGGAAGAAGAGUGAAAAUAUUUAUAAAACACCAUUAUUUUGUAUCUUCAACAAUUAUUUAUUUUGUUUAAAAUUUUAUUUUU